AUAAUAACGAAUUAGUACAACAAAUACACAAAAUCAUGUAAAAAGUAAUUAUUAAUUUGAUAAGAACAUUAUUAAUUGGAUCCAUUUGGAGGGAAUCUUCUGACUUUUUCGUCGUUUCACACUCACCCAAUCAGGGCCAAGUUGCUAGCUGACUUGCACAAACCAUAAUCAUUCACAUUCUCUGUAAUCUCUUUGCUCAAACUCGUCCAGCAAUUGCAACAAAGAUCAGAAUGGCAGUAGCAGCUUAUGCCUCUCUACUUUCUCUUUCGCAUGUCUUGGAGAAUAUCCAGCACCCUGCUCGCCGGACUCGCCUUCAUCUAGACUGGAACCAACUUCAAACCUUGCAGCAAAAAGUUCAGUUCUUGCUGGAAUUUCUUGAAGUUGAUUCUGGGAGAAUAAGCCUAGAAAUGGAAGAUCUGGCAAGACAGAUCGCUAUUGUUGCUGAUGAAGCAGAAGAUGUCAUUGACUUACAUGUCGUAUAUCAACUUGGUGAGGGAUGUCGGGAUGAAAGUCAGGAUAUGGCCGCCCUCUCAUCUUUCUAUCAAGAUAUACACAAAGUAAUCCAAAAGAUUGACUCCAUCAUGAACGAGUUGGGGAUGAUCCAAGAGGACUGCACCCAUGUCUCAAAACAACAACCCGCAGUAUCUGUGCCUGAUAGUUCAUCCACAGCAUUUACUUCCAGUGGCAAGAGUAGUACCAUGGUCGGAUUUGAUGAGCACUUGGUUCGAGUCAUGGACGAGCUCACUAGAAAUGAACCUGAUCUCCAAAUCAUCCCAAUAACUGGGAUGGGAGGUAUUGGUAAGACUACUCUAGCUAAAAGUACUUUUGACAAUUCAUAUGUUGUGAACCACUUUGAUAAACGUAUUUGGUUUACAAUAUCUCAAAAAUAUAGUGCUCGGGAAAUUCUUGCGCGCCUUCUUAAUGAUGGAAAAGACCAAGAAAGUAGAGAAACUUUGGCUGAAUUAGGACAAAGAUUGCAUAAAAGUUUAUUUGGUAGAAGAUAUUUGAUUGUCAUGGAUGAUAUGUGGAAUAUCAGUGCUUGGGAUGAUUUAAGUUUGUUUUUUCCAAAUAAUAGGAAUGGAAGUCGAAUACUGGUGACCACUAGGAUUUCAAAUGUCGCAAUUUCUUUAGGUUCUCAUAGCCCUUAUGUGAUGGAUUUUCUAGAUGAGGAUAAGAGUUGGAAUUUGCUUUGUCAAAAAGCCUUUGGAGAAGACAAUUGUCCAUAUCCGAAAUUAGAAGAAAUUGGUAAGACUAUUGCAAAGAAGUGCAAUGGACUUCCUUUAGCAAUUGUUGUGAUUGGUGGAUUGCUUGCAAAUUCCAACAGGAUACUGGAGCACUGGGAGUCAGUAGCCAAAAGUAUAAACUCAUUUUCUAACUUAGAAUACAAUGACCGUUGUUUAAAAAUAUUGUCUUUGAGUUACGAUAACUUACCUAUUCAUCUUAAACCAUGUUUUCUCUAUAUGCGGAUGUUUCCUGAAGAUGACGAGAUUAAAGCCUCCGAGCUAAUAAAAUUAUGGGUUGCCGAAGGAUUUUUGAAACCAUCGAGAGCUAAAACCUUGGAAGAGGUUGCAGAGGAAUACUUGAGAAAUCUUAUUGACAGGAAUCUGAUUUUGGUUCAUAAAUGGAAUUAUGGAGGGAAGAAAGCUAAAACAUGCAGGAUUCAUGAUCUUCUAAGGGACCUAUGCUUGAGACAAUCUCAAAAAGAAUGUUUGAUUUGUGUACCAAAAGCGCAACGUAUUGAUUUUUUUGAGCCCCGGUGGGAAAUUUGCCUUUGUUUCCUAUGUAGUUCUCAGCUCGAUGAAGAUCAAAGGAUGGAUCUUCCUGAAGUUCAGGUUACCUCACAGUCGACAUCACUUGCAAGCCUUUCAGUGUGCGACGGCUGUCGGAUUAUGUAUCCGAAUCUGGUUAGAUUGAGAUUAUUGAGGGUGAAAGCCUAUGUGGACGAUAUGGAAUUUCUGCAUCCCACUAAAUUGUGCUACCUUAAGAUGAAAUUUGAAUCUCCGUCUACAAUAUCUUUGCUGUGGAACCUACAAAUUUUAACUUUGAGUCUUUCCUCCGGAGUACUCCCGUCUGAAAUCUGGGAUAUGCCACAACUUAGGCAUCUAAAUAGUUACCCAGGAUUCAGUGAUCAUGGAGAACCUACAGACGCUUGCUGA
This is a messenger RNA of Sesamum indicum (sesame), 2156 nucleotides long. Its product is annotated as putative late blight resistance protein homolog R1A-10. Gene Ontology annotation, molecular function: ADP binding. Gene Ontology annotation, biological process: defense response to other organism. Lineage: Eukaryota; Viridiplantae; Streptophyta; Magnoliopsida; Lamiales; Pedaliaceae. The record is from RefSeq and is a predicted model, not a curated record.